AACCCAGGCAAACCAAAACCUCUGCCAACUGUAAACAAGGAUCAACUCAAGAUGGCUGCUGCUACUUCUGGUGCUGUCCUUAAUGGUUUGGGGUCUUCUUUUCUUUGUGAGGGAAGAGAAGCCAAGCUUUGUUGGGUACUAACAAUAGAAUGGUUGGCACUGGUUCAAAGGAAGUUUGUGGUUAUGGCUCUUCCACCAAAGAAAUCUUGGAUCCCCUCUGUUAGAGGUGGUGGCAACAUUUUGAUCCCUGAGUGGCUUGAUGGUCGUAAGCUCCCAGGCGACUAUGGCUUUGACCCAUUAGGGCUAGGGAAAGAUCCAGCAUUUUCUGAAAUGGUAACAGAGAAGCAGAGCUAAUGCCACGGGUCGAUGGGCCAUGGCUGUGUAGUAGGAAUAUUCGUAGGCCAAGCCUGGAGUGGAGUCUCCAUGGUUCGUGCCGGUGCUGACCCAGAAGCCAUUAAACCUUUUCUCGUUUGGGCUUCACUGUUAGGAACUCAACUUCUGCUAAUGGGUUGGGGUAUUGAAAGCAAGCGAUGGGGUUGAUUUCUUUAACCAGACUCACAGUCAGUUGAAUGGGCACUCCAUGGUCAAGAACAGCCAAGAGAACUUGCUAAAUGCGACAGCGAACAAGGAUAUCCAGGAGGAAAGUUUUUUGACCCACUAGGGUUUGCAGGGACAAUACAGAAUGGAGUUUACGUUCCUGAUGUGGAGAAACUCGAUAGAUUAAAGUUGCUGAGAUUAACAUGCAAGACUAGGUAUGGUUGCCAGUUAAUUUUCUACUUUGAAGGCUGGCAAGGAAAGACUCCUCUUGGAGCUCCUCGGUUGAUAAAAUUACAUUUAAAUUAUGUGUUUUAA
This is a messenger RNA of Jatropha curcas, 852 nucleotides long. The record is from RefSeq and is a predicted model, not a curated record. NCBI's taxonomy places the organism in Eukaryota, Viridiplantae, Streptophyta, Magnoliopsida, Malpighiales, Euphorbiaceae.